AUGUCUACUACUGAACCACAACAAGCACCCGCUCCCAACGUCGACACUCAAGACGAAAUUACUCCCUACAAUGAAGGUAAUAACCAGGGACAAUCGACAGCUCAAAAUCCAAACAAGGAUGUAUACGGGCCACACUGGGGAGAAGUUCGAUCCGAUGGAGACUACAUCUACUUUGGUAAUGAGAGAUAUUUGCGUUCCGAUUUGGCCCAGGCUUUCGGUGGUAUGAUGAACCCAGGUUUGGCUCCACCACAAAAGCCUGAAUAUGCUAACCCAGCUCCAUUGGGGUUGAGUGGGUUUGCUUUAACUACUUUUGUCCUUAGUUUGAUCAAUUGUGGUGCUAGAGGUGUCCACAUUCCAAACAUUCUUGUUGGUUUGGCUUAUUUCUAUGGUGGUGCUGCUCAAUUACUUGCUGGAUUUUUUGAACUUGUGUUGGGAAACACCUUUGGUGGUGUUGCUUUGUGUUCCUACGGGGGAUUCUGGAUGUCUUGGGCUUCGAUUCAAGUGCCUGCAUUUGGUAUUGUUGCUGCUUACGAAGGACAUGAUCAAGAGCUUGCGUUUGCCGUUGGUCUUUUCCUUCUUGCUUGGGCUAUUUUUACGUUUUUCAUGAUGAUUAUGACACUUAAGUCUACUUUGGCAUUCUUUUCUAUAUUCUUUUUUUUGACAUUGGCGUUCUUGUUGUUGGGUAUUGGAGAAAUUGCUGGCAAAACUGGUGUUACUAAAGCUGGUGGUGUCUUUGGAUUGUUGAGUGCUUUUGCUGCUUGGUACAAUGCUUAUGCCGGUAUUGCUAACCCACAAAACAGUUAUCUUGUUGUCAAAGCCCUUCCUUUGCCAGAUUUGGAAGACCGUUGGAGAGGAAGAAAAGAAAAGAAGACUGAAGCUUAA
Lodderomyces margitis is the source of this 882-nucleotide messenger RNA. It is a transcript of the gene FRP3, whose product is annotated as putative ammonium permease. Gene Ontology annotation, molecular function: acetate transmembrane transporter activity. Bases 1 to 882 code for a protein of 293 amino acids. The transcript has a single exon. The record is from RefSeq and is a predicted model, not a curated record. Lineage: Eukaryota; Fungi; Ascomycota; Pichiomycetes; Serinales; Debaryomycetaceae. Gene Ontology annotation, cellular component: plasma membrane.